Messenger RNA from Arctia plantaginis, 471 nucleotides. Lineage: Eukaryota; Metazoa; Arthropoda; Insecta; Lepidoptera; Erebidae. The record is from the annotation of a GenBank genome assembly.
AUGUUCAGCAAACUUUUAGCUUUUGGUGCCUUGUUGGCAGCGGCGCAUGGCUAUGGGCAUGCCAUUUCAUCCCAGAGCAUAGUGCGCCAGGUAGGAGCCUACGCACCUCUGGGACAAUAUGCGGGUCUAUAUGCAGCCCCAUAUGCCGUACCAUACGUAGCCAAUUACGCCGUACCACUCCCUUAUGCUGCCCCCGUAGCCUACGCUAAUCAUGAUGAGGAAGAAUAUGAUGGUCACGACGAACAGGCUCAUCCCAAAUACGACUUUGCCUAUUCUGUGUCCGACCCACACACUGGUGACCAUAAAUCGCAGCACGAGAGUCGCGACGGUGAUGCUGUUCACGGCAGUUACUCCCUGGUUCAGCCUGAUGGUUCUGUCCGAGAAGUAGAAUAUACUGCUGAUGACCACAACGGUUUCAACGCCGUGGUACAUACCUCCGUUGUACAUCACGAACCUGCCUACCAAUAUUGA